Molecule: messenger RNA, 1734 nt
Organism: Perca flavescens (yellow perch)
Lineage: Eukaryota; Metazoa; Chordata; Actinopteri; Perciformes; Percidae
Product: pleckstrin homology domain-containing family B member 2
Exons: 7
Coding region: 635-1210 (191 amino acids)
Biological process (GO): regulation of cell differentiation
Cellular component (GO): membrane
Source: RefSeq, a predicted model, not a curated record
AACAAAAGUGCAAUUAACUAGUUUUAAUGAUGUAACCAGUAAGAACGUUACUUCUGUCUGCAGUCUGGGCGGUAAUGAAACGAUGCUCGCUCACGCAGAAUAAGUUUCCUUCCAGCAGCGGAUAGCGGCUUAUCGAACGGUUGUGUGCAAGUAUCCUACUGCAUAAAUCAAAUAAAUCUUUUCCUCAGAUCAACUAUUUACCUCAGUAUUAAUAUAUAGUAUGCACUCGAUCUCCACUGCUACAGGGCCUUACUACAGUUACUACACGUUAUUCACUUGAUUAACGUACUGUACAUUUAAAUCUACCAGCUCUCAGUGUGUACUUUACUCGGCUGAGAAAACAUCUCUUUUAGCCAGGAAAUGAUAACCCAAAAGACAAUGAACUAGAUUUGCAAUCACUAAUCAAUUUGCUCCUUAUUAAUGGUUAAAGAACUGAUUAAAUGUCUAGCAGACGGAAUAACGAACUUUCCAACAGCUGAUAGGUUAGCUACGUCAUUCAAAACAAACGCCCCCCUCUCCAAAGAGACAGGGCGUGUGUGAAGAUGCUACGCGGGCGGGGCUAAGAGCAACAGUGUCCACUCGGUUUAUUGGUCAGGCUUUUGGACUCCAACGACGAAGGUGUUGCCUGCCUAAGAUGUCUAUGGUAAAGAGUGGUUGGCUCCAUCGACAAAGUACCAUACUGCAUCGGUGGAAAAGAAACUGGUUUGAUUUGUGGGUCGAUGGAUGGCUUGUGUUCUAUAAUAAUCAGCAACGGCGUGACAUGGAGGAUGACAUCCACAUAAGGGAUGAAUGCAUUGACAUCCGCAACUUUUAUGCUUGUCAAGAGCUGAACCCUCCGGAGGGGAAGAUGCGCGAUGCCUUCCUUCAGAUAGUGUGCAGAGAUGGACGGGUCAUCAGCCUGUGUGCAGACAGCGCAUAUGAUGCUCUGGCAUGGACCAUGGCACUUCAGGAUGCCAGAAUUAAUGCGCAGGGUUAUGCCCUGGGACCGUAUGGAGAAUAUGUUGCACCUCUACCACAUGCUACACAGAUUGUCUACUCUGCUGAUGGGCAGCCUUAUCCUCAUCAGUACCAAGGUGGGUACACCACUUCUGAAGUGAACCAUGUUGUUAUUCAUGAACCCCAGCAUGAAGACCGAGGAGAUGUGCCUUGGGGCAUCCUCGCUGGAACAGCAACUGGUUUGACACUUGGCGCUCUCUUCUCUGUCUUCUGAUGUCUUCAUUAAUGUACAUUUAGUAGCACAUACUGCCUAUGUGUUCUAUAUAUAUAUAUAUACACACACACACACACACACACACACACACACACACACACACACACACACACUAAAUACUGCAAUCACUUUCUCAUAUGCCCUGUGUGGCAGUUUCCCACCCCCUUUGUGUUGUCUAAAUAUGAACUAUUAUUCCUUUUGUGUACUGUACAUUACUGUUUUUCAGGUUGGUUUCUGUUUCAUGGAGCACAUUUGUCUUUUUUACAUUUUGCAUAAUUAUCUAAAUAGCCAUGACUUGGUUUUUGUUUUUUACAGGUUUUAUGUUCACUUCUGUGUACUCUACCUUUUACUUUGUCUCACAUGUAUUACUUGUCUGUGUUGGUUGGGAAUAUGUAGUGUUUUUUCAGUUCCGCAGGUUAUUUGUGGUGGAGGCAGGCUGAGAGUUGUGUGAACGCACGCACACACAUUGUAGCACUUUAAAGAUUUUUUUGGGGGGGCAUUUUUGGCCUUUAUUUAUUAUUUCG